Molecule: messenger RNA, 3216 nt
Organism: Papaver somniferum (opium poppy)
Lineage: Eukaryota; Viridiplantae; Streptophyta; Magnoliopsida; Ranunculales; Papaveraceae
Product: serine-rich adhesin for platelets-like
Exons: 6
Coding region: 1251-2990 (579 amino acids)
Biological process (GO): DNA damage response; protein polyubiquitination
Cellular component (GO): nucleus
Molecular function (GO): ubiquitin conjugating enzyme activity
Source: RefSeq, a predicted model, not a curated record
UUCUCUCGAUCCUUUUCUUCAACCAUAUUUGUCAUCAAUUGAUGAGUCCUUUGAUUUUCUUUACUGACAAACACUUAAAAUCUCUAAAGUGAAUAUGUAAGUCAAUCUUUUAUCUAUUUGAUUUCUAGGGUUUCAAUUUGGGGAUUCAGAUUGUGGAUUCUAAUUUGAAACUUUAGUAUCAUAGAUAAACAAUAUCAAUCAAUAAUUCAUUGUCAUUAAAAACUUCAAAGCCGUAGUUUAUUACAACUAACAACCAUGUUGAUUUACUGGUUUUCACAUGAAAUCCUUAAAUUUGAAAUUUUCAAACAUUAACUAGGCAGUUCAACUUCUUCUUACAGGAAAAUUGGUACCACCAUUGUUGGUCUCGUCAGCAAGGUAGAAGUUGAACAAGAAAGAUCAAAGAUGGGUCAGGCAGGGUUACUUUGCUCCUUGCCCAUGCCUAUACACAACUUGAUUUUUGCUUUCAGUUUAUCAAAUCCAUGCUUUCAGAGUGUAAUUAUGAUAACGUUUGCAUUUUAGCUUUCUUUCUAAAUUUUCAAUUAAUUUCAUUUGCCGGGAAAGAAGAAAAGUCAGAAAAUUGUGAACUGUCAAAGUGGGUAGUGGAUAAAGUCAGUAAACCCGCAUUUUCUUAAAUUAAAUCGCAGCCAUACAAUACAGCAAAAUCCAUUGGCUAAGGGAGUCUGUGAGGACUCUGUCAUCCUAAGGCUGUGAGCAGAUCCUUCCCCUAAUAUGAAUUGGUUUGCUCCCCACUUAAAUGGGUACCUGCCUUUAGCAAUUACCACAAAAUUAGCCUACGUCGGUAUCUUUUUGAUCCACCAGCCACAACCCCUUGCCCCAAUAAAGGUCUACAGGAUACAACUCAGUCAAACAGAAAGUUCAGCUAAUAAUAACUAAUGCUCAACAACCUGUACUUUAUUCUAAUUUUUAAACAAGUCCCUAAUUCUCUGCAAGGGCCUAAAGUUAAAAAGUUAACAUUCUUUUCAAAAAUUUUAAAAUUUUAAAACCAAAAUUUUGGGCACUUUCCCCUUUGGCGCUACUUUUUCACCAAAAUUGAAUCCCAAAUUUUAAAUAUUUCAAAAUUUGAAACUGAAAAUUGAAAAUUUAGGGUUUUCAAAUAGUCCAAUAAUUCAACUGCUCCCCCCAAAAAACAAGUCUGUAAAAAAAAAAAACAAAAAAACCCUAGAAAAAUAUUCUGGUCCAGAGUUUCAGAAGAGUUCAGCGAAUCAAACACUACUGAUUCUGUAGAUUCAAUGGCUCAAGCUGAAAGGCUUGGUUUGCGAAUGCAAAAGGAACUUAAACUUCUUCUUUCUGAUCCACCUCAUGGUGUUUCUUUUCCUAUGGUUUCUGCUGAUCCAUCUGAGCUCCCUACUUCAUCCUCCUCAUCUUCCUCUUCUUCAUCAUCAUCUUCCUUGUCCACCAUUAACGCCAUGAUGGAAGGGCCUGAAGGAAGUGUAUAUGCAAAAGGGGUUUUUAGUAUCCAGAUUCAAAUACCAGAUCGAUAUCCAUUUCAACCACCAAAUGUGACAUUUUUGACUCCAAUUUAUCACCCUAAUAUCGAUAAUGGAGGACGGAUUUGUCUCGAUAUUCUUAAUCUUCCUCCCAAGGGUGCAUGGCAGCCAUCUUUGAACAUUUAUACUGUAAUAACUAGCAUAAGGUUGCUACUGAGUGAGCCUAAUCCUGAUGAUGGCCUAAUGUGCGAAGCAAGCAGAGAGUACAAGUACAAUAGACAAAUUUUUGACCAGAAGGCACGCUCCAUGACCGAAAGAUAUGCAAAGGCGGGCGGGGUAAUUGGAGGUAGUAGCGGUGGAAGAAACACUCCUAAAGAUAACCCAAGCAUGAUUGGAACUGAAGGAGUGAACCUAGAUUCUAGAAGUGUAGAAAAUGACGCCAGAAACAUAGAGAAUGAGAAGAAAACAAGUUGUAAGACAUUAGGGGUCAGGAGGAAGUUGUCCUUGGAAACAUCGGUUGCACCUCAGGUUAGUAAUAGUGACGACAAAGUAAAUGUACAACAUAAGCACAAGCUAUCCCUCUCGCUGUCUCAAAGUCUUUCAAGUGUCAGUUCAUCCAAAUUGUUGGCUGUGGGGCAGGAUGAUAAUCAUCUUGAACAACCAUCUCAUCAAGUACAUCCCAGCAUUAUUGGGAGUUCACAGAAGCUCUCUGUCACUAAGCGGAAGUUGUCAAUGGAGUCGUUAGGUCGCCCAAAGAGUAAGGAUGAUGAUGUUAAGGAGAGUACAGCAUUCCAUCGCGAUUCAUCUCUUUCUCACUCUGAAAUCCCUUCCAAUCCUCCCACGAAAUCUCAUUGGCCGCAGGUAACUGACCAUGUUGAACAGCAACCUGAGCAAGGUUUUGAAAGUAAAAUUGAAGAUGCACCCGCUAAUGUGAGCAGUAAUAAGAAGCAGCGUGCGCUCAAAAAAAUGUUGCCUGUUGAAGUUUCCAGUUCUCCUCAGUACUCAAAUGCUGAUGGCAUAGAAGAUUUGUUAUCGAACAGCCACAGGACUACACUGGGAAGCCUAGAUACAAAUUCAUCCAAUACCUUAAUGCCAACAUCUGACGAAUUUGAAGAACAACAGACUUAUCAAGAUCAUGGUGGAGGAUCAGGAACUAAAAGUGGAACAAGUAGUCAAAGAGAACAACGUCGAUUUGGUCGAAAACUUUCUCUUGGAAUGUCAGGCCUAACCAGGAGGGACAACUUUGAUAAUAAGGAGAAUAUACCUCCAAAUCAGAAUUCAUCAUCCACAGACUCUAAAAGCCUUUCUAUUAGUUCUUCAGCGAAGUCCCCAAAACCACGUACUAGAAAACGUGGUAAUGAACAACUUCACCAAGACAGUGUAAAGAAAACAGUGUCCAAGAAGCAACGAAAAGAGGAUCUUCCUGAUGCCGAAGCAGUGGUAGUGUUGGACAGUGAAGACAGUGAAGAGGAAGGUAAGGGCGUUAAAAGGUCUAGACUGUCACUUUCUCGGAAACGUUUGGUGGGAAAAAAGCUGAAGUAGCCAUGAAUAUGAAUCCUCUCAGGUUAAGCUUUCUCAAUGUAAAUUCUGUUUUCAGACUUUUCUUGUCACUAUUUUGAUGUCUGAUUCCUAAUUGUGAACUGCACAGCAAAAAACCUUGAGCAUCAGAGUUUCUGCAGAACUCCGAGAAACAAGGUUUUUGUUCACUAGUAGAAAAUUGUAAGUGUUCAUUGUCAGAUAUAGUAUAUCCUGAUAACUUUUGACCUGU